AUGUUGUUCAAGACCUUAGCCCCUGCCGCCAUCUUGGCCUUAGCUGGCGUUGUUUCCGCUGAUGCCGACACCACCCUCGUCUCCACCAUCACCGUCACCAAGACGUUGUUGACCCCUCAGGAGUCCAGCAGCAUUUCUGCUGCUUCCGUGGCUGCUCUCGAGGCUUCUUCUGCCUCUGAGGCCUCUGCCCAGUCCGCUGCCUCUGCCCAGUCAGCAGCCUCUGCCCAGUCUGCCCAGUCUGCCCAGUCUGCUGCUUCCGUUGCUUCUGUUGCUUCUGUUGACGCUGCCAAGUCUGCUGCCGCUUCUGCUGCCUCCCAGUCCAGCGUUUCUGCUGCCUCUGCUGCCUCCGUGGCUGCUGCUUUGGCCUACGCCGCCUCCACUGCUUCUGCUGCCUCUGUUGCUGCUGUCGCAAGUGCUGCUUCUGCCUCUGCUGCUUCUGCUGCCGCUGCCGCUGCUGCCAAGACCACCAAGGCCCCAAGUUUGACUGGUUUUAACGGUGUGAUUGCGGUUGCCACUUCCAACUCCACCAACUCCACCACCUGGUCUAACACCACCUCCUGGACCAACACCACCAGCUCCAGCACUCGCGCCAACACCCGCAACUCCACCACCAUCACCUCCCAAAGAGCCUCCUCCUCCUCAUCCUCCUCCUCGGGCAGAAGAAACUCGGAAUCCUCCGCUGCCCAAUCCUCGGCCACCAGACGUGCUUCGUCAUCCUCCUCUAACGCUGCCGCUGGCUUUGGUGCUGAGGCUGCUGCCGGUGUCACCUUGGGUAUGCUUGGUGCCAUUGCCGCUGCUUUGAUCUAA
Suhomyces tanzawaensis NRRL Y-17324 is the source of this 807-nucleotide messenger RNA. It is a transcript of the gene PGA34, whose product is annotated as Pga34p. NCBI's taxonomy places the organism in Eukaryota, Fungi, Ascomycota, Pichiomycetes, Serinales, Debaryomycetaceae. The transcript has a single exon. The record is from RefSeq and is a predicted model, not a curated record. Bases 1 to 807 code for a protein of 268 amino acids.